This is a messenger RNA of Myxocyprinus asiaticus (Chinese sucker), 3185 nucleotides long. Its product is annotated as endonuclease domain-containing 1 protein-like. The coding region runs from base 1704 to 2486 and encodes 260 amino acids. Gene Ontology annotation, molecular function: hydrolase activity; nucleic acid binding; metal ion binding. The record is from RefSeq and is a predicted model, not a curated record. The transcript has 2 exons. Lineage: Eukaryota; Metazoa; Chordata; Actinopteri; Cypriniformes; Catostomidae.
GAGUGGUUUCCUCCUUCCCUGGGUAACAUACCCAGUGUGCACGGUCGUCGUCACGACCACUGUCCACAGGUUUUUCCUUGCAGGAUUGGCGCUCCAGCGGCGGUCUUCCCGCCCCUGCGCGCCCAGCUGUGGCACACAUCCGCCCCCGAUGUGACAGUCUCCAUGGGUUACGAGGACCGGCCUCUUCCUCCCCCGUCCCAGGCUGUUCCGGGGGUGGUCACAAGGAGCCAGGUAAGUGCUUCGAUGUCCCUAGACUCAGCACGGCCACGACAUGGUGUGGCACCUCGAGCUCCGCCCCGCCAUGAGGCCCCACCUGCCGGUACAUCCGACAAGGUUGUCCCUUUGGUCCCUCAUGCACGGAACUUGGAUGCGUGGCUUGCACUUUCCAAUCCAUCGCGAUGGCUGGUCCGGACCGUCGGACUCGGCUACGCGAUUCAGUUCACCAGGCAUCCGCCCAGGUUCAGCGGUAUCCACUUCACCUAGGUGAAGGACGAAAACGCUGAUACCUUGCACGCGGAGAUCGCUACCCUCCUACAGAAGGGUGCGAUAAAACCUGUCCCUCCGGCCAAGAUGAAUAAGCUCCUCCCAGUUCAAAGCAUCUCUUUCCUCGGUUUGGAGUUGGACUCAGUCUCUUUGACAGCGUGCCUCACGAACGAGUGCACAGAGUCGGUGCUGGCCUGUUUGAAGGCGUUCAAACAGAAAACAGCAGUUCCACUGAAACUCUUUCAGAGGCUCCUGGGGCAUAUGGCAUCCUCAGCGGUGGCCACCCCGCUUGGGUUGAUGCAUAUGAGACCGCUUCAGCACUGGCUUCAGACUCGAGUCCCGAGAUGGGCAUGGCGCCGCGGGACACAUCGCAUGGUCAUCACGCCGGUCUGUCACCGUCUUUACAGCCCUUAGACCGAUCUCUCGUUUCUAUGGGCAGGUGUUCCCCUAGAGCAGGUCUCCAGGUGCAUCGUGGUCACGACAGACGCCUCCAAAAUGGGCUGGGGCGCUGUUUGCAACGGGCAUGCAGCCGCCGGCUUGUGGACUGGCCUGCGACUGCAUUGGCACAUCAACUGCCUCGAGUUGUUGGCAAUUCUGCUCGCCCUGCGGAGGUUUCGGCCGUUGAUCCAGGGCAAGCACGUGUUAGUUCGGAAAGACAACACGGCAACGGUAGCAUAUGUCAACCACCAAGGCGGUCUGCGCUCUCGUUGUAUGUCACAACUCGCCCGCCGUCUCCUCCUCUGGAGUCAGCAGCACUUCAAGUCGCUGCGAGCCACUCACAUUAUUUCACCAUUUACUAACCCUAAUGUACUAAACCCUAAAGUCUUCACAUGUAAGGAGGAAAUCAUGCAGCCGUGUAAUGUCUUUAAAACAUACCAACUGUCAUGCUAGGUUCACGUUAUGCUAGAUAAAAGCUUACCUACCUUACCUUACAUCUCUCUCUCACACACACACACGCACACACACACACACACACACAGACACACAAAACUAUUUGUGGAAUGUGCUAAACCUGUUCAAUCCCUGUUGGCCAAACCCUAAAACAUGUGAAACACGUGCCACUUCUAAAACCCAACCUACAGCUCUGAUGCCUUUACUGUACAGUAACUCGUGCAGUCGUCACCUAUCAGCUUCAUUCUUCACUGACAUUUAUAUAAUCUUUUAGAGAGAUUUAUAAACUUCAUUAUUAUCAUUCUCAUCGUCGUCUGGUGCAGUUUACAAUGAAACUCCUGUGGUCUCUGCUCGUCCUGCUGUUCUUCAGUCUGCUGGCUUCAUGCAGGCUGGUGCAGAACCUUUUAGGAAAUUGUCCUGAAUUCUUUCUGGAGAUGCCAAAUGGUCGGGUUACACCCACUAACCUGCCAGGGGAAAAUUAUAAAAGAAUCUGCCAGGAUUAUAGGGGAGAUGAUAGAUUUGCGACAUAUUAUGAUACCAACUGGCAUAUUCCUGUUUGGUCAGCGUACAGAUUCAGAGAAACUGGUGAAGUCAAUAGAGCUGGAAUUCCAUGGAGAAUUGAACCUGAGCUCAACCAUGACCAUCAAGCUUCUUAUGCAGAUUACAAUCGAUUAGGAGAAGAUUGGGACCGAGGUCAUCUGUAUCCUGUUCAACACACAGCUACUCAAGUAGAUUGUAAUGCUACAUUUGCUCUCACUAAUGCAAUACCACAGGACCGAGGACUCAACAGAGGCCAGUGGAAUGUUCUGGAAGGUCGUCUUUCCGUCAUUAUAACUAAUUACUGUUUGAACAGGGGUUACAGAGCAUAUGUUGUUGUAGGAGCAGUUCCAGACAACAAUCAAAAUGAUGACAUAAAUAAUUUAAAUAUACCAACCCACAUAUGGAGUGCUUACUGUUGUAUUGAUAACCGAGACAAUGCACAGCUUUCUAGGGGUUUUAUUGUUGCGAAUAUUGGCAAUAUCACACCAAGGGAGAUGACUGUGCUUGACCUGGAGGAUGAGCUCUCUGAUCUCUAUCAGUAUAAUUUUCAAGUAUUUGGUGGGAGAUGUUGAUUAUUAAAUUCAGCUUGUUGCAUUUUUGGCUUGCCUUACAAAUUCUCCGCCUGAUGAGAAUACAGUCAUUUACAUAAAAAAUUAAAUUUCACCAGAGUAAUUUAAUAAUACUGUAAUGAAUGAAUACUUUCACACUGUUAAAAUUAAACUGAAAGACGUGUGUAAUUAGGGAUACAAAUUAAAUGUAAAUCAGAUGUUUUGAAAUUAUUAGUUUUGAGUUUAUAUACCAAAACUAUGUAUUGCUUUCAUUUUGAUAAAAACAGAAGCAACUGUGAAUUACACAUUGUGACAAUAAUGAGAUUUUGCAUGUAACAUAAUGCAUGAGCUGACAUUAGUAUUAUCAUUAAAUGAGAAAUAACAAGGAAUCUGAAUAAAUGAAUAAUCCUACAAGCAAGCAAUAUAAUUGACCGACAUAUUUUUUAAAUUUAAGUGUUUUAAUAGUAGUUGCCUAUGUGGUUAAUUUUACGUAACAAUAAAGUAAAUGCAUCACUUCAAUUUUAAUAUGCAAAUUACACAAUUGUGUUGUCAAAUUUUAUAUUUCCAUUACUGUGAGAUCUUUAUUCAAGCAGUUUGCUGGAAAUUCACAUGGGGGUUUUUGUUUUUCUUCUCUUUCUGUUCUAUAUUUAGAUCUACGCUUGAUAUUUGGUAUUGUGGCACUGCUUUCAUUGUUGGCUCCAUUAAGAUAAAUCACUUUUGUAU